CAUGAAUUAAUUAUCAACAAACAAAGGAAAUGUCUUUGAUGAAAAUGCUAUGACAGAUGAAAAAGGGAAGAUUAAAUCAUAAACUUCAUAAGUUUAUGUAUCAUCAAAUGAGCAACCAACACUUUUAAGUUAGAAUUUUGUAUAUGAUGGAUUCAAUACUCCAAAAGUAUGAAAUAAAUACUAUUUAGAUUCCCUGCUUAUAUCAUAAAGGAAAUAUUUUAACCAAUUUUUGCUCAUGUAUUCAAUGUUUACUUCCAUUAUGUCCACAAUGUGUAGAAGAGCAUAUCAUAAAACAUAGGGAUGAAAAGACUCAAAAUAAAAUUGAAUGCUUAGAGAAUGUCUUAAAUACUGUAUAUAAAGAUGUUGUUCAAGAAAGUUUGAAUAUUAUUAUAAUUUAAUUAGCUAAUUUCUUUGCAAAGAGUUAUUUAGAUUUGGAAAACAACGUUGUUAGAAUGGCUGGUGCUAAUAAUAUUACAAUCGAUAAAUUAAAUAAAAUAUAAGAACGUAUAAUUAAAGUUGUUGAACAAUUCUUUAAGUCUUUAAUUAAUGAUGUAGAAAAUAAACAAAAAAAGAACUAAUAAAAUCAAGAAAAGGAUGCAGAUUAGCUUAAACAAUUGGUAUCAUUUAUAAUUGAUCUUUAGGUAAAAGAAAGAUGGUCAUCUCAUAUUACUUUUCUGGAAACUUUGAAUUCUGUAAAUAGUAUGACUUCAGUAAUAUAAUAUUUUGGAACAACUUUACUUGAAGACAAUUAAACAUAUUUCAAUAUCUUGGAUGAAUAUUCAAACAGAUUUGAAUAAGUUUCAUCAGAUAUUAUUUUCUAUUAAGAAAAAGCGUAAUUUAAAUUAAUAAUAUUUAGAAUAGAAAUUGCUGCUCAUCUAAGUCAUAUAAUCAAAAUUAGACAUAAUGAUGUACCAGAAUUCAUUAAAAUCCACACUCUACCAAAUCCAAAAUUAUAAGAUGCCUUUCCUCUCCGUUCUAAAGCACCUAGUCAUAUCAAGCCUUCAUAACCCUUAUAUCCAUCUAUCUAAUAGUCACCAUUCACUCCACCUUAACAUGUGAUUACAGGAGCCACAAGAAUACUUGACAGUGGAACAUUUUACACCGACAAACGUUAUACAGACUCAUUAAAUAGGCUACCAUAGUAUUAAAUGAGAUGAU
Messenger RNA from Paramecium pentaurelia, 1158 nucleotides. NCBI's taxonomy places the organism in Eukaryota, Ciliophora, Oligohymenophorea, Peniculida, Parameciidae. The record is from the annotation of a GenBank genome assembly.